Messenger RNA from Ectocarpus sp. CCAP 1310/34, 2499 nucleotides. NCBI's taxonomy places the organism in Eukaryota, Phaeophyceae, Ectocarpales, Ectocarpaceae. The record is from the annotation of a GenBank genome assembly.
AUGCUACACGCACUGUCCUCGCUAAUUCCUCCACUUCUCGGCACGGAUACUAACGUCAGCGCCUCCGACAACAAUUCAGGCGGCGACGACAGUAACGACGGCGAAAGCAACGAUCCAAACUGCCUUAACAACAAUAACCAGGACGCCGGCGCUGCCGCAACGGCAACAGAUAAUGCCGUCAACGCGGCCCGUCCGAGGACGAGGCGGAAGAACCCUGAAAAGGACGAUGAUGGGGACCGCUGCCCGAUUUGCCAGGACCUUCUGCCGGAGGAAAACAGGGGCAUCCUAAAAUGUGGACACGUGUUUUGCUUGAAAUGCGUUCUCCAGUGGGUCAAGAAGCAGCAGAACAGCUGCCCCACAUGCCGCGCGGAGGUGUGCCACAUCAAGAGGACGCUCAGCUCGGCGGAGGCCCUCGAAAAGAACGCUGACCGGAAACCUCCGAGGAAAGCCCAGCUGAAGAGGGCGAAGAGGAAGUCUGCUGUCGGCAAGCCCUCCCCGGGGGAUAGAUACAGCGAAAGCGACGUGCUCCAGCAGAAGCCCGACAUCACGACCGAGAAGAUUCGCGUCCGCAAGAAGGUUAGCCGGGAACAAAUCAGGCAGAACGCCACGGCGCCACACCCUCAGGCGCCAGGGGGGUUCCUGCACGCGCAGGAACAGACGGAGGCGGCAGCGGAAGCAGCACAGGCGAUGCCUGACGCACAGCAAGACCAGGUGGAAGCCAUCGUGAACCGACAGGUAGCUUUCGCGGUGUUCUCGAGUUCCCCCUCUCCUCCCCCUGCUACCCCGCAAGUUCCCUCGCCCCUGCCGCCGUCGUCACCGCAUUCUCUUGCGACGGACCUUGAAGACCGGCGGGUAGCGAUCGAGGCCGACCGCCGGGCAUUGUUUGAGUCAACCUCAGCUUUCAGGGGGCACCGCAGCGUCGGCGGGGGGUCCUACCUUGGAGGAGCCGGGGGGGCGAGGUCGAUUGAUGACAGCGGAGGCGGGGUCGGUGUCAGCGUCGGCGAGGCAAGCCUUGACAUGAGAGUGGAAAGCGACAGCGGAGGCGGCGGCGAUGUCGGCGCGGUUGUUGGAGGAGCCGGGGGGGCGAGGCCGAUCGGUGACAACGGAGGCGGGGUUGGUGUCAAUGUCGGCGAGGCACGCCUUGACGUGAGAGUGGAAAACAUCAGCGGCAGCGGCGGCGCGGUCGGUGGUCGCGGAUGGAGAUCAACUGCGAACAUAGACAACAGCAGCAGCGGGGUUGGCUCUGGAAACCGUGACGCGGACGACAGCAACAGCAGGAACAACAACGGCGUACGCACCGGCGGGGCGGCUGAAGCCGCGGCCCAAGAAUCUAGCUCGAAUCGUGACGUACAAGGAGCAGCGACGUCGAGCGGCGGAGACAAUCUCGACCAUGACGACGACGACGACGACGACGACGACGACGAUGGUAGGGGGGACCGUAUUGGCAACAUCACCACGCUCGGGCACUUGCUGUCGGUCUUGGGCAGCGGUAGGAUGAGGGUGUCACCAAACGGUGCCACCGACCCGGAAACCAGAAGUGCGGCGCAGGCGGCCAUGGCAGCCUCUCGAGCGGCGUCUCGGUACACCUCGCUGGCGCCAGAGCAGGCAUUGGCAGUGCAGGGACUGGCAGCCCUCAAGUCAUCGCCGACGCUGCGGCAGCUGCGCGCGGUUGCCAGGCUUGUGGUCGGCGGCAGCGCCUCAGCCGGGAUGGCAGGGGCUCCGGCUGUGGCAAGCGUGUCACGGCGACAGCAACCGCAACACGGGUUAGGACAAGAGAGCGGAAGAUACCGGGACGACGACGCAGGGGUGUCGGGGAGAGGAGACGGCGGGAAGAGCAACAGCGAAGAACGGGGUAGUUUGCUUCCAAGGAUCGACAGCGACGACAACCGCAGCAUCAACGUCAGCGGCAGAGGCGGUGGCAACGGCGCCGAGGAAGAGCCCUGUAUCGAACCCGUCGCUCGACGAACGGCGGCGGUGGAGGGGGACGUCAGCCACACGGAAGACGGCGACGAAUACACGUUUCUAGGAAGGAACGACAACAAAACUACUGCGGGAGAAACCACCGGCUCGGCUUCUUCCAUCCUCAGCGACUCUUCGGCUGCCGUUGCCUGCAGCUCUCCGACGUCCAUUCCCGAAAGCUCUGCGCACCCUUCCGGCAACGAUGUCGCUGCCCCCAGCGGCUCCAUCAACGACGGCACAAACACUGCUGUUGCCGGCGCUGAAAAUGCCUACGGCGGCGACGCUAACGGUGCCGGGGUAGCAGGUAGUGGCCAUGCUGGUGGCGGUAUCAGUGUUAGCACGAUUGGCGCUGCAGGACCUGGUGGAGUUGCGAUCAACUCCGGGAGGGUCCAGUCGAGCCCCCUCAACAACAACAACAACAACAACAACAACAACAACAACAACACCUGCAGCUACCUGACGUGGCUAGAAGCUAGGUCAGACUUCAACCAUUGGCCAUGGCCGUCGUCGUCGGACGACGACGACGGCGCCUCCGAUUGA